AGGACAGAUGCAUCACCUGCCUUAUUUCUCGCGAAAAUCGUGUCAUUAUCUUAUUACCAUAUUCUCUAGCUGUCUACGUUGACCAGUCUUCUCAGAAUAAUUGAUUGCGUGUCAGCUCAUUCUGUGCACCCCAUCACAGCACUUCUCCUCCACCGUGGGAUACCCCAGUCCCAGACAGCCGAGGCGGAAGGGACUGGAUCACGUCUUAUCCUUCCUCGCCGCGCCAUCUAAUCCGCGCCCGCUCUCUUCCCUUCUCUCCUCCCUCACCCGGCCAUGGAUUUCACUCGUAUUAUCAUCCUCCUCACCGUCUGGGUUGUUUUCCGCCUCAUCAAAAGCCGCUUUCCCGCCGACAAAACCCCCAUCAUGGCCCACGGAAAAGUCAUCGAGGUUGACAACCCGGUCAUCUACAAGGCCCUGACCUCGUCCGGACCCGUCGUCGUCGAUUUCUUCGCAACCUGGUGCGGACCCUGCAAGGCUGUUGCCCCCCAGAUUGGCAAGCUGAGCGAGACCUACACCAACGUUCGGUUUAUCCAGGUCGACGUCGACAAGGUGCGCUCCGUGGCGCAGGAGCUGCAGGUCCGCGCGAUGCCGACUUUUGUCCUGUACAAGGAUGGGAAAUUGCUGGAUAAGCGCGUCGUCGGUGGGAAUGUGCGGGAGUUGGAGGAGGCGAUCAAGAGUAUUGCUUAAAGAAGAUCCUGGGGCGUUGGGAUUGUCCUUAGUGAUGCAUGCAGUCCCACUGCAUAGAGUAUAUGCCUGUUGGCUUCAAUUUCCGGUCGGCAGGACGUCAAUAUAGGAUGUGACAUGUGUAUUGGCUCUUUGGCGAGCAUGGGUUUGAGCUUAAAUAGAAACGUAAGCUACGCUCAUAAGUACAACAAAU
Molecule: messenger RNA, 877 nt
Organism: Aspergillus saccharolyticus JOP 1030-1
Lineage: Eukaryota; Fungi; Ascomycota; Eurotiomycetes; Eurotiales; Aspergillaceae
Product: thioredoxin family protein
Exons: 3
Coding region: 274-687 (137 amino acids)
Source: RefSeq, a predicted model, not a curated record